This is a messenger RNA of Acomys russatus (golden spiny mouse), 751 nucleotides long. RefSeq names its product cyclin dependent kinase inhibitor 3 (gene Cdkn3). Gene Ontology annotation, molecular function: protein tyrosine phosphatase activity. The transcript is spliced from 8 exons. Gene Ontology annotation, biological process: protein dephosphorylation. The coding region runs from base 74 to 712 and encodes 212 amino acids. The record is from RefSeq and is a predicted model, not a curated record. Gene Ontology annotation, cellular component: nucleus. Lineage: Eukaryota; Metazoa; Chordata; Mammalia; Rodentia; Muridae.
GGGCUCGGCGCGGGCUGCGACGCGGACGCUGCGAGGGCGGCCACACUGGUUCUACGGCGUGCCGCGUCCCGCGAUGAAGCCGCCCAUUUCAAUACAAGCAAGUGAGUUUGAUUCUUCAGAUGAGGAGCCCAUUGAAGAUGAACAGACUCCAAUUCAAAUUUCAUGGCUACCUCUGUCACGAGUGAAUUGUUCUCAGUUUCUUGGUCUAUGCGCUCUUCCAGGUUGUAAAUUUAAAGAUGUUAGAAGAAAUAUUCAGAAAGAUACAGAGGAACUAAAGAGCUACGGAAUCCAAGACGUGUUUGUUUUCUGCACCAGAGGGGAACUGUCAAAAUACAGAGUGCCAAACCUUCUGGACCUCUACCAACAGUACGGACUUGUCAGCCACCACCAUCCAAUCCCAGAUGGAGGGACUCCUGACAUAGGCAGCUGCUGGGAGAUGAUGGAGGAGCUGGCCGCUUGCCUCAGAGACAGCCGGAAGACCCUCAUACACUGCUAUGGAGGACUUGGAAGAUCUUGUCUUGUAGCUGCUUGUCUCCUCCUAUACUUGUGUGACUCAGUGUCACCACAGCAAGCCAUAGACAGCCUUCGAGAUGUCAGGGGAUCUGGGGCAAUACAGACCAUCAAGCAAUAUAACUAUCUUCAUGAGUUCCGGGAUAAACUAGCUGCGUAUCUGUCAUCAAGAGACUCACUAUCAAGAUCUGUGUCCAGAUAAUGAAGAUUCCAAAGACACAACGACCCGACUGACCGCGAU